This is a messenger RNA of Coniophora puteana RWD-64-598 SS2, 1780 nucleotides long. RefSeq lists its product as uncharacterized. The coding region runs from base 596 to 1639 and encodes 347 amino acids. The record is from RefSeq and is a predicted model, not a curated record. NCBI's taxonomy places the organism in Eukaryota, Fungi, Basidiomycota, Agaricomycetes, Boletales, Coniophoraceae. The transcript is spliced from 18 exons.
CUUAAUCUAUAAGUGCAUCAACUUUCUCAAGAACAGAUGACCUGACCGCGUGCAUUGAGUUCAUAACUCACUGCGACAAUCAGGUUCAGCAAAAUCCCUCACUGUUUGAAACACGCGGCUAGACCGUGGCUUUUUGGUUUGCGCACAGCUUUGCUUUGCGUAUUGCAAGGGAUCACCACGUAUACUUGAUCUUCUUCAUCUCAAACUGACAGCGGUCUCCGGGAGCUUGCCAUAGCCUAUCGGCAAUAUUUUCUGGAUGGAAGAGCCCUGGAUGCAUCCUUCUUGAACCCAAACUAUGAAUAGUUCUGAUCAAUGAAUGUACGCAUACAUGCGAAAAUUGUUGAGAGCGCGAUCGAAUGGGAAGUGAUGGAUCAAACUUUGUGGAACCGUGACCCGGAGUUACUUGUUCUAGCUCUUGUCCCUCUCCAUUGUAGGCAAUCGACGAACUUGGUCAAGCAGAAACGCGAGGCUAUAACGCGGACUCACAACAGCCUUUCCCCCUUGGGAUCGCCUCGUUCCUUCGCCCUUUGCUACACCUUCGCAGGGAGCACGUUCCGUCCAGGCCUGCUACAUCGAUUCGCCCAAAGGAUUCGCCAUGGCUCAAACGAUCGCUGAACUCAUCCAAGGCCCGUUCUUCAUCGGGGUGAUGAUCAAUAUCCUACUCCUCGGAGUUCUACUUCUUCAAGUGUACCUCUACUUCUCCAGCUACAAGAAGGACAAAUUUUGGAUGAAAUUCUUUAUCUGGGUUCUCUUCAUUAUGGACAUAGUCAACACGGUGUUCUUGGUGAUCUAUGUCUAUGGCCGACUAAUCGUUGAUUUUGGCAAUGAGACGACCAUAGCGACCGAGAAUUGGGUCUUUUCGAUAGAUCCUAUCUCAGCAGGCAUCAUCACGGCAAUGGUACAAUGUUUCUUUGCGUGGCGCGUCAAGGUCAUCACGAAUAACAUAUGGGGUGUCCUAGCCAUUUGCAUAUGUGCUCUCGGCAACUUCACCGGCGCGCUUGCAUCGUGCAUUUAUAGCACUUUCCGCACCAGCUUCCUCGAAUUUCAGACGUUCGAAAACGUCGUCAUUGUCUGGUUGGCAGCUUCGGCGCUUGGAGACAUCAUUAUUGCCACCGUUCUGGUCAAGCAUUUGCGUUCUCUCCGGACGGGAUUCGCCGCCACCGACGAUAUUGUAAACAAGGUGAUCAGACUCACUCUGCAGACCGGUCUUCUAACGGCGAUCUGUGCGUCUAUCAACUUGAUCAUAUUUUGUGCCGAUACUUCCGGGGUUUACUUGAUCUUCAACAUCCCACUUCCGAAACUCUACACAAAUUCGCUUAUGUCUAGCCUCAACUCGCGUAAAGGCGGUGGAUUUGAUUCAUCUCAGCGUUCUGGCAGUGCGCAGAUGCUGUCCGGCGGGCGGGCCGGCCAGGCCCAGUCAGGUCCCCAGGUGGUCGUGAGCGUGGAGUCGCAUGAGCUGAAAGAGGUCAGCAGUCCAGCCGCGGCGGACAUCAAACACGGUCGUGGCUCGGACGAGGCGAUCGCGCCUUUCGGCGGUGUCGCCAGUGGGUACAGCGUCCACCCGUUUGCGAAUCCUCAGGGUGGGCAGCAAUGGAACACAGGGAAACCGGCAGGGUUUGGAGAUAGUGUAGCGGUAUAACUCGUAUUACCAGGUUUUGAGGAUGACUUUGUACAGAAUUUUACCCAAGACCCGAGUUCGUUCGUUCCUUCAAACAUGUUUUACUUUGGAAUGAGAGGCCUUUGUAUUUUACCCUCGGGGCAUACCAAAGAGCAUUUUGAC